UGAAAGGGGAAACUACGUAGAGACAGUUACGAGGAGUACGUGUCCGACAGUUGAGUUUAGUUCCAAAAUGGCUGUGUCCCAUUGUAGCUCCCGGUUACCUGUUUACGGUGUUCAUUAACGAGGUAGUGCAUUAAUUGCUUAAGCAGAGUGAAAUCGAAAACGGCUGGCUGAUAUUAAGAAACGAAAUAGGAUGAAAUUUCAAACAAGUGUCCAAGUAAUCUUCAUGAUUUUCUGCAUAAUCAUACUUCGGGAAAGCGUUGGUAGCCAUCGAAGAUGCGUAAACUGUAGGUCAAGAGGAGAACUCGGCUCAUGCAAGGACCCUUUCACUAUGAAUUCAACGCAAAUCGCGCUCGAGAAAGGCGUAGAGGCGCUGCCAUGUGUAUCUGGAUGGUGCGGAAAAAUUAUCGAAAACCAAAAUUUAAAUAAUGAAUAUGGUACCGCCACGCAGAGAUUAUGCUUUCAACGAGGGCCAGACGACAACGAAGAGAGAUGUGCCUAUACAGUGUGGAAUUACAAGAAAGUGUAUAUGUGCCUUUGCUACGGGGACCUUUGUAACAGAACGACGAGAACGACAAACUUCGCCAGUGGUUUAAUUACGAUAGUCGUUUGCCUAAUACAAUGGCUCAUUUGAGAAUGUGAGACUGACGUUCCGUCGUAAAUCGGCCAAAGUGAUUGAUCUGUAAUGUGCUUUCUCCGUAGGACAUACAAAAAUUUUUAUGAGAAUUAGCGGGCGAUUUCGAGGAAUACGAUAGUGGUGGGAUAUUUUACAUACUAUUAUCAAAGAUCUAAAACAGUGAUCUUAGAAAUAUCGAUCGUUAUC
Molecule: messenger RNA, 820 nt
Organism: Harpegnathos saltator (Jerdon's jumping ant)
Lineage: Eukaryota; Metazoa; Arthropoda; Insecta; Hymenoptera; Formicidae
Gene: rtv
Product: QVR superfamily protein rtv
Exons: 3
Coding region: 191-631 (146 amino acids)
Biological process (GO): sleep; positive regulation of voltage-gated potassium channel activity; regulation of synaptic transmission, cholinergic
Source: RefSeq, a predicted model, not a curated record